AUGGAGAUGGACGAGUACAUCGAGGAGGAGGAAUUCGACGAACAAUAUGAUUUCGUUGGAGCAUCAGAGGUUGAUUGGGAAUACGAGUUCGACGCCGCCCAGUUCUUUGAUUUUUGUUGUCCUGAAACACUCAGGGAAGCCCAAGAUGCGGAGCGUUGGUUCUCUUUUGCCGGAAAUUAUCCGCCUUCUCCGCUAGUUAAGUUGAGAUGGGGAGGAGGAAGCAAUCUGCAGGAAACCAAGACCACCACGUCCAGCUUAGCUGGCAAUACUACUUCAGAUGGUGACAUGGGUUCUGAGGAUUCUCCGACUAAAGGAAGAGAAGGUGUCAUGGAAACUAAAACCAAAGCAAAAUUAAGUUCAACACUAAUGAAGCCUACAGUUAGUCAUUUAGCCAAAUUGAAACAAGCCAGAGACAUUUUACUUUCCAACCAAUUAUGUGCAAGGUUUCAAAAAUCACCUAUUGGCAUGGACGGGAAAAGCUUGAAGCAGGGUCUUGAUAACUUAGCCACCAAACGCCAAAAGCUUGAGCUAGGUUACCUGCGCCGGGGUUCCCGCCUGAAGCAACAGGCUUUGUUACUCCAUAAACUAUCUAGAAAGGAUGGAAACACGAGUCCUAAUGCGGGAUAUCCGAAGCUGAAGGUAACUAUUCCUAAAGAGCCUGCACUGGAAACUCUGCAGAGAGCUAAAAGCCGAAGGUCCAGGACUAAUUCUGAGGCAAGUGAGCGUUCAGAAUCAGAAUCCUCAAACAGAAAAAUAUUCAAGCCUCAUUCACCAACUGUAAAAAGCAGACAAAAACUGACAGCCAUUCAAGCAUUUAACUUCGAGACCACAACAAGAGCCUUGCAGCGUUCAUCUGCUAGCAAUCUGAGCAGACAAAAUUCUGAUAUCAGUUCGAAGAGUGUUCCUUCUGAAUAUAAGAGAUCAAACUUGGAAAACGCUUUAAAGAUGAAGAGAACUGAAAGACCAGUCAAGACAAAAUCAGGUUUUUUCAGUAGUAAGGUUCAUCCAACCAAGGAAAACACAGGCAGCGAAGUGAAAAUUACAGACAAAACAGCCAUAAAGGUCCAUAUUGAGAUCUCUGAUUCAUCAGUCUUUACUUUUGAUUGCUCCAUCCAGAAUUCUAAAUUCCAGCUUACCUUUUUUCCCCAGGAAUCCAAAGAACAGAAAGAGAAGAGACUUUCACCGAACCCACCCAUUGACUUAUUUAAGAAGCUUUCCAUAAGCUCGGAAAUGGGAAGUGACACAGUAUCCCAGCCGGAUUCCCUGCAGUUGUCUCAGGAUUCGAAGGAGAAUGCCCCAAAUACUUUCCAUCCUGAUUUUUGGCGGUGCGUUGGGAAGAUGAAUCAGUGCGGAAGUGUGAAGGCGAUCCCUGGAAUUGGAAAUCAGUCAAUUAACAGGUAG
Molecule: messenger RNA, 1401 nt
Organism: Oldenlandia corymbosa var. corymbosa
Lineage: Eukaryota; Viridiplantae; Streptophyta; Magnoliopsida; Gentianales; Rubiaceae
Source: the annotation of a GenBank genome assembly